Nematocida homosporus is the source of this 1419-nucleotide messenger RNA. RefSeq names its product ATP-dependent RNA helicase. The coding region runs from base 1 to 1419 and encodes 472 amino acids. The transcript has a single exon. NCBI's taxonomy places the organism in Eukaryota, Fungi, Microsporidia. The record is from RefSeq and is a predicted model, not a curated record. Gene Ontology annotation, molecular function: nucleic acid binding; ATP binding; RNA helicase activity.
AUGACCGAAAGAAAAGAAUACAAGUCUAAAGAAAUAUUAUCUGAAGAUGACGUCAUCCUCAGAAAUGACUUUAAAGAUAAGAAAGAAUUUAUAGAUAAGAAUCAAAAUAUAGAUAAGAAUACUUCUACAGAUGAAGCUGAAAUUGAAGAAGUUAACCUAGAUAUAGAAUCUGCUCUUAAUCAAGACAAUCAAUCAGAAACUAACCGACAAAUGUUAGCUGGAGUCUUAGUUAUCGAUGAACAAGGGGGUGAAAGUGUUUUAGCCGAGUCUUUUGAGUCUAUGGGCUUACGUGAUGAUAUUCUUAAAGGUGUUUACUCAAUGGGUUAUGAAAGACCUUCUCCUAUUCAAAUGACAGCUAUUGUCCCUCUAGUUAAUGGCCGAGACUUAAGAGCUCAAGCCCAGAGUGGAACAGGUAAGACAGCUGCUUUUGGAAUAGCUUCUUUACAACGAGUUGAUCCUAAACUAAGGGACAUUCAAGUAAUUAUUAUGGAAACAACACGUGAGUUAGCUAUUCAGACGACAGGUGUUCUGAAAAGACUAGCUGCUAGUACGGACAUUAAGAUAGAAGCUGUAUUUGGUGGUAUAAAACUAGCCGAAACAGUAGAUAAGAUCAAUUCUAAGCCACAAGUACUAGUAGGUACUCCUGGUCGUUUAUUACAUUUAAUUGAGAUAUGCAAGUUAGAUUUAGUUAAUGUUAAGUUGUUUGUACUGGAUGAGGCCGAUGAAAUGCUUAAGAAAGGAUUCUUAGAAACGAUUAAUCUUAUCUAUAAUAAGAUUCGUAGUUCUAAGAUUCAAGUAGGUUUAUUCUCGGCUACUUGGGGUAAGACUGAGCAGGAUGUGACUAAGGAUAUACUUAAUCAGCCAGUGAUUAUCUCUUUAAAGGAUGAAGAUCAGACUUUGAAGGGAAUUAAGCAGUACUAUAUUGAUGUGGGUGAGAAACGAGGAGCAGCAGCUGAUUUUAGUAAGUUUGAAGUUUUAUGUGAUCUUUAUCAGCGAAGUACAAUCUCGCAAUCAGUUAUCUUUUGUAACAAGGUAGAACGAGCGAUUAAUAUCCAGAAGAACUUACUGGAGAAAGGAUUUGAUUGUGAGUUGUUCCAUAGUGAGUUACCGCAGGAAGUAAGGAAUGAAGUAAUGCGGCGGUUUGUGGAGGGUAAGUGUCGGACUUUGGUUUCAUCAGGAUUAUUAGCCCGUGGGGUGGAUAUUCAGACGUUAAGUGUGGUGAUUAAUUUUGAUGUACCGCAUGAGAAGGAGAUUGAUAACUACAUUCAUAGAAUAGGUCGGGCGGGUCGAUUUGGCCGGAAAGGAACUGCGAUUAAUUUGGUUUCUGCUGAGGACCGGGAGAUGAUCAAGAAGUAUGAAGAGCAUUAUAACACGACAAUUGCCCCCAUGCCGAUGGACUUGGCCGGUAAACUUGAAUAA